Drosophila montana is the source of this 7268-nucleotide messenger RNA. It is a transcript of the gene Ac13E, whose product is annotated as Adenylyl cyclase 13E. NCBI's taxonomy places the organism in Eukaryota, Metazoa, Arthropoda, Insecta, Diptera, Drosophilidae. The coding region runs from base 835 to 6246 and encodes 1803 amino acids. The record is from RefSeq and is a predicted model, not a curated record. The transcript has 6 exons. Gene Ontology annotation, cellular component: plasma membrane. Gene Ontology annotation, biological process: adenylate cyclase-activating G protein-coupled receptor signaling pathway; intracellular signal transduction; cyclic nucleotide biosynthetic process. Gene Ontology annotation, molecular function: adenylate cyclase activity.
AAUUCAGAAGCAAAAACGAAGCCGAAUGAGGCGGACGUGUGACGCUCGCGCGCGCAUCAUUUUGCAUAAGUGCCGCAAAAUGCGCGCGUGUUUCAGUUUCUGUUCGAGUAGUCAUUUGUUGCUGAUGGCCAAGUGAAUUUGCGUACAAACAAUGUUUGCUAGUUUCGUUCAAAUGGUUGACUCAAUAAAUACUUUAUGGAACCAAAAUAAAUAAUUUCAUUCAACGAAACGAACUAGACAACAGCAGCAACAAAAACAACAAAAACAAUUAAAACUAAAAACUGAACGUGGCUGCUGAGGGACGUGCGAUAAGAACAACAACAAUAACAACAAUUCGCCGACUCUGCUCUCGCUGCAACAACGACAACAACAACAAGCGAAGUGUGUGUGUUUUUAUUUUAGCUGCAUUCUUGCCAGCGUCACUGCAACUGCGGCAACAGCGACUGCGACUGCGACCGCGACUCCAGCGCUGAAAGUUUGGCGUCCCAGAGACUUCCAAAACGUGGUUUUCAAACCAUGUGGCGGCGAUGAGGCAGACAGCAGCUGGGAAUAUGCCGUGCCACUUGUUGCACGCCGAUUCCUUGCAGCAACAGCAACGACAGCAGCAGCAACGAACUCGCAUCAAAUAUCCUGCAUAUUACUCAUACGCCAUGUGCCGCCAAAGUGCUACUGUAGCAUGUUGCAUCAGCAGCAGCAGGAACUGCCACCGCUUGUGGCUAAGACGCGCUGACUAAUUGAACUAUCAAUAAAGCAACAACAGUUACUACAACAGCAACAGCAACAACAACAAUAACAAAAAGGAAGCGAACAAAGUUGCCCGCCACACAACGCAAAAUGUCUGAGUCGCGUCGGCAGUCGGUCAGCUUUACAGCAAUGCCGCCGGGCGUUCUAGUCAACGAUAGCCGGGCCAAUUCCACCGAUGACAUACAAAUCGCUCUGGCGCCCCACAUCCAAACCUAUCUAAGUCAAACCGGACGCCGGCACUCCUGCUGCAGCGUCAUGCUGCCGGUGGCCUUCGAGCGAGCCGCCGCCAAAUCCUGGCUGGAUCCCAAAUUCGAUUCACCCGUUCUCGAGGAGCAGUUCCAGGCCAGCGUCUUUCCGCACAUACGCAUGCGAUACAGAUUUACAUUGUCGUACAUAUUACUUUGCUCGGUCGCCUGGUGUUUGUAUUUUGUUAUCGAUGGCGGCUCGGAGGAUUUUUGGCGACCCAUCUCAACAUCGUUCUCGAUGAUGUCGCUGGUCACGAUAAUGGCCAUGUGCUUCACACACUGGAACCUGUACAAGGAGCACCGGACCCUAACUUCGGCACUGACAGCGCUCAUUCUGUGCAGCGCCUCGCUCGCGUUUCUCACCUACACGGGCAGGGCGUUCAGUCCGCUGGGACACUUUGCCAUUUGUCUAGAGAUCGUGCUGCUAAUCUACACGGCGCUGCCCAUGCCGCUCUGGCUGGGCGCAAGCAUUGCCAUCUGCUAUUCCAUAGCCUUCGAGCUGGUCUCCCACAUGGUCAUUGAUGUUAGUGCCGUGCAUGCUGCGGCUGGUGGUGCAACACCAACGGAUGCAGCAGCCGGCGAAGGAACAGCAGCAGUGGAGGGCGGCGGCUCAAGUGGCAGCGAUCCCAGCCACAAGAUACUCAUGCUCCGCAUCAUGGCGCAUCUGAGUGUGCAUCUAGUGGGCGUGCAUGUGCUGGUCAUGAAUCUGGUGCGCAUGCGCGGCACCUUCAUGAAGGUCGGCCAGAAUUUGCUGGUGCGCCGCCAGCUGGAAAUGGAGAAACAGCUCAAGGAGAAGAUGAUACACUCAGUGAUGCCACCCAAGGUGGCUGACAUGCUGCUCAACGAGGGCGGCAGCGGGGGCAUCGACCCCAGUCAGCCCCCGGAAUCGCAUUAUAUGCGUCCACGCGCCUCGCACGAUGUCAAGUCCUUGUUCCGGCCAUUCCACAUGCACAGCAUGGAAAAUGUUAGCAUCCUGUUUGCCGAUAUUGUUGGCUUCACGCGCAUGUCCUCCACCAAAACGGCCGAGCAGCUCGUCGAGAUCCUUAACGAUCUCUUUGAGCGUUUCGACGACCUCUGCAUGCUCAGCGGCUGCGAGAAAAUUUCCACACUGGGCGACUGCUACUACUGCGUCUCCGGCUGCCCCGAGCCCCGCGCCGAUCACGCCAUCUGCUGUGUCGAGAUGGGUCUCGGCAUGAUCGACGCCAUGCGCUGCUUCGAUGCCCAGCGCCACGAAGGUGUCAAGAUGCGCGUCGGCGUCCACACUGGCACCGUGCUCUGCGGCAUUGUUGGCACACGACGCGUUAAGUUCGAUGUGUGGAGCAACGACGUCAGCCUGGCCAACAAAAUGGAAUCCUCGGGCAAGCCAGAACAGGUGCACAUCUCGCAGGAAACGUCUAGCUUCUUGGGCGACGCCUACUACCUAGAGGAGGGCGAAGAGGUGUUCGGUCAUCGCACCUACUUCGUGGUGGGCCGUCGUCGGGAUGUUUCCCGUGCCAACAGCUUGAGUCCGAGCAUGGCAGCUACAGCCGCCGGCGGCAGCUCCUUGCUGCUGCCUGGGGCGCAUGGCCCGUUUGCAUCGCUGUCGCAGAGUGCCACAAAUAUAUCAGUGGUGCAUCCGCAUGUGCCACCUGCCUCGCCAGUGGGUCAGCUGUCAAACUCUCUGAAAUCAUCGCCAGUGCUUUCGAUGCGGCCACGGCUAACAUCUCUUAGCAUGAAACUGCGCAAGAAAUCACAUACGCAAAGCCAUUCGCACAGCCGUGACAGGGAUUUGGAGCGCGGCAUCAUACAUCCAGCGGCCACUGGCGUGCCGCCAGUGAUUGUGGUGCGCGAGCGGCCCAAGAUUAUCAUUACGACCAAGUCGCUGCCAGGCAGCCUGGACUCGGAUGAGCAGCCGCCAUCUCUGGAGCAGCAACAACAGCCGCCGGUGAACAAUGCAGACACCCGCUCCAAGCUAAAGCUCAAGGUAUUGAAAGUGACCAGGUUCCUGAAGCUGACAGGUCGCAAGGACAGGGACAAGGAGAAAGCCAAUGGCACAGACAAAGAGGCAGCACGGGCCAAUCCGAAUUCCCUGCCAGCGCCUGGCGAUGAGUCGGUGGCCUUCAUCGAGCCAGCUGCCGGGCCCGUCCAGAGCCAAUUGGGCAAUGGCUGCGGCUAUCAGCAGCUGCCGGUGCUAGUGGAGACGGCCUGCAGUACACGCCUGGGCAGUACCCAAAUGCUGGACAUACCCAUGGCCCGGCCAGUGCUCCAUCAUGCGGCUACAUCGACGACGCUCUCCAGCAGCGUGAUGCGCUCACCGGAUAGCACUGCGGCAGCCGCCGGCGGUGGCAGCUGCUGUUCGCCGGGUCAGUAUUCCAUGUACGAUGACAUCAUCGAUGUGCGCUCCUACAUAAGCCAAUCGCGCAGCGACAUCUCGCCAUUUGGCCGCACCGGCAGCUAUCGUUCCCAGUGCGGCCGUCAGUCAACUGGCCAAUCCGUUGGACAAACAUUGGAGCAGUCGCCAUUGCCGCGCCCACGCGCAUCCACCCUGACAGUAGGACGGCCAUUGGCCACUGAGCCCAGCACCAGUGCCAAUGCCCUUGCCAAUGCCCAUGCCAUUGCAAAUGCCAAUCCCAAUACCAAUACCAAUACCAAUCCCAAUCUUAAUCUCAAUCCGAAUCCCAGUUCCAGUGGCUGCUGCUUGCCAGCGCCUGGACCUGGCGCUGGAGCGCACCAUUCGCAUUCGCGCAACUCCAGCAUUUGGCCGGAUGGCCUAAGUAUCUGCCCGUCGGCCACAUCUCGCAAGGAUUCGGGCAUUAAGAGUAACUCAAGGCGCAGCUCCAUUCAGCAGCAGAUCUAUGCGCUUAACCAGUCGGCCAUUAGUCAGCAUCGCGUCUCCGGCUAUUUCACCAGCUCCACGUCAAGCAUCUCGAAUCUGGGCGAGGCUGGGGCGCUGCCCUUUCCAUUGCCACCGCCGCCGCCGGUGCUGGUGCCACAGCAGUCUGCACAGCUGGCUGAUCCGCUGGCCGCUUGCCUGCAGCAGCUCCGCAAGCAAUCCGAUCUGCAGCUCAUCCGCUGUGUGCGGGACAAUGCGCGCUCCCAGCGCAGCUAUCUGGUGAAGCCGCCGCUGCGUCGCUUCAGCUUGUACUUUAAGUCGCGCCAGUUGGAACGCGACUUUCGCUCCAAGGCACAUCGCUUUGGCACCGAGCACGAAACGGAGGGGCCGCCCACACUGGCCACGCCCCGCUACAAUACAUAUAUCGACAUCUUUGUGGGCAUUGCCGUCUAUCUGUGCAUCUCCAUAUCGCUCUUUCUGAUGACCCAGAACACGGUAACGCCCAGCUUCCGGCUCUGGGUGACCCUCUUCUCCUGCUUCACGGCCAUCCAGGUGUUUGCACUCUUCCUCUUCACGCGCCAAAUGUGCCGUCGCCAUGGCACCCGUCUGCGCUCCAAAUCUAGCGCCAGUGAGGCGGUCAACAGCGAAGCCGCAGUUCCACAGUCUCGGUCCCAGUCGCAGUCGCAGUCGCUGCCUCUGCCGCUGCCGCAGUCGGAACAGUUUGAAUCGUGUGCGGAUCGCAUCUUUGAAGCCAUAUCCAGCUGGUAUCCUUGGCACAUCUGCUUGGCGGUGCUAAUGGCCAUGCCCGUCGUCCUGAUCAUAGCCAACUUCCUGCUGCUCGACCUCACACAACUGGAGGCGUUCGAAUACCAUUAUGGAUUCCUAAUCUUUGUGUGCAUCGUGCACUUCUGCAACUUUACGCAGCUGAACUGCUGGAUGCGCAAUAUCUUGGCAUUUCUAGCUGCGCUUUGCUUCAUUGGGAUCGCCGUCUCCCAGCUGACCGUCUACUCUAGGCGCUCCGAAAGCGAAACGGAUCCAGAGCUGGAGUCGGAGCUGAACAGCAGUGCGGCGGCCACAUUUAUCUACGAGGAGAUCAAAUGGUUUCACGACUAUCAUGUAGAGAUCUAUUUGGACCUGCUAUUGAUACUGGUGCUGGUCUGGUUUCUCAAUCGCGAGUUCGAGAUUGGCUAUCGCUUGACCUUCUAUGGAAACGCGGUGGCCAACCAGGACAAGGUGCGCGUCCAGAACAUGAAGAACCAGGCGGACAUGCUGCUGCACAACAUCAUUCCAAAGCAUGUGGCCGAACAUCUGAAGAACACGGCCAAAUACUCGGAGAAUCAUCACAACAUUGCCAUAAUCUUUGCCUCCAUUGUCAACUUCAAUGAGAUGUACGACGAGAGCUAUCUUGGCGGCAAGGAGUUCCUGCGCGUACUCAACGAGCUAAUUGGUGACUUUGAUGAGCUGCUCUCGCAUCCGAAGUUUCGUGCCGUCGAGAAAAUCAAGACAAUUGGGUCCACAUUCAUGGCCGCCAGCGGCUUGGAUCCGUCCCAUCGAGGCACUGGCGAUGAGCACAUACACACCUUAAUGGAGUUUGCCAUCGAGAUGCAGCGGGUGGUCAAUGAGUUCAACAAGGAUCUGCUCGAGUUUAAUCUGAUUCUGCGCAUUGGCAUGAACAUUGGCGAUGUCACAGCUGGCGUAAUUGGCACCAGUAAGCUAUACUAUGAUAUUUGGGGCGAUGCUGUCAAUGUGGCCUCGCGCAUGGACUCCACGGGUCUGCCCAAUCGCAUACAGGUGGGCAAGGAUUGCCUACCAUUUUUGACCGCCUGCUAUGAGUUUGAGCCGCGUGGCAGUGUCUAUGUCAAGGGCAAGGAUCACAUGGAGGUGUUUCUCUUUACCAGACGCAGGCCACAGCUAGAGGAGCAGCCGGCAAGCGCACAGCAGCCGCAGCCGCAGCUGCAGCUAAACGAAUGUAAUCCAGAUGAGCUGGCAGAUGAGGCAAGGGAAGAGCAACAGCUGCAGUCAAAUGAUGCUCAGCCUAAAGUGAAUGAGGCACAGGCUAAAGAGCAGGAUAAUAAUGAGAAUAAUGAAGAUGACGAUGACGAUGACGAUGACGAUGACGAUGACGAUUACGAUGACGAUGACGAUGACGAUGACGAUGACGAUGACGAUGACGAUGACGAUGACGAUGACGAUGACGAUGGUGAUGAUCACGCUGAUGAUGAUGAUGAUGGUGAUGAUGAUGAUGAUGGUGAUGAUGAUGAUGAUGAUGAUGAUGAUUAUGAUGAUGAUGAUGAUGAUGAUGAUGAUGAUGAUGAUGAUGAUGAUGAUGACGGCGACCUGCACUCGAGCGAAACAACUACGCUGUUCAAGUCACACGAAUCACUGCAUGCAACACACGCAAAUGGCGGCAGUCACUUUAAUCCAGCUAACACAACCGAAACAUAGAGAGAAACUCAACUCAAAUCAAAUCAAAUCAAACCAAACUCAAAUCAAAUCAAAUGCACACAACUUAAAUGAACACAACUCAGUUUCCGGCUUGCAACACUUGAGAAAUGGUUUCAAAAUUGCAUUUAUUGACUCAACAAAAUGUAUGUUGGCCAAUACAGCAGUUGCAGUUGCAGUUGCCGAUGCCGCAGUCACAGCGAAAGGAAUGUCUUGGAAUGUAGCAAAUGAUAUACAUAUAUGUGUAUAUGGUCGGAUUUGGGGGGCGGGGCGUGGGGGGAGCGGAAAUAAACCGCAUUAAUUUGUGAUAUGUAACUAAUGUUGAAUAUGUACGAUAAUUAGUUGGCACUUGAGCAUGGAAUGUUGUGUCGAUAUUGUUAUGUGUUAUGGCCGAAGAAGAAUGUGAAUCAGGCGUGUUGAAGUUAUGUUGAUUACACUAUGCCACAUAUGCUAUAUACAAUAUAUACAUAUAUACUAUAGCAUAUAGAUGUGAAGCUAAAACUUGCUCGUAGUGCAUAUGCCAAAAGCACGCACAUGAAUCGGGCAAUGUGUACGUUUUGUUUGUAUUCGCCACUUAUAUGAAUGUAAACUACCAGCAGAACGAGAUUUACAUACAUGUUAUAUAUGUAUGUAUGCAUGUGUGUAUAUUUAAGUGGUGUAGUUAAUUUUUUUUUUUAUUUUUUUUCUGUAUCCUAAGUAUGUAUUUUAAUUGUAGCCUAAUUUAUAAAUGUAUAAAUGUAAUGCCAAGAUUUAAGUAAAUUACACACACACGCACUUAACUAAUGAAAAUUUGUGGCUUUAGAUGUAUUUAAUGUGUUUCCCUAGUCUUAAGGUAUACAACAUAUGCAUACAUAUAUGCUUAUGCGUGUGUUUCCGCGUAUGUGUGUGUGUGUGAUUUUUUUAAUUUUUUUCUUAAUUUAAUUUUAAUUUUAUUGCAGUAAUUUAAACUAAGUAUACAAACGCAUUGCAUAAAACUAACCGAUAAAGCAGACUAGCUAAUAAAUUUUAUAAAAAGAUAAACUUUA